Epinephelus moara (kelp grouper) is the source of this 1172-nucleotide messenger RNA. It is a transcript of the gene dynlt2b, whose product is annotated as dynein light chain Tctex-type 2B. Gene Ontology annotation, biological process: microtubule-based movement. The transcript is spliced from 5 exons. NCBI's taxonomy places the organism in Eukaryota, Metazoa, Chordata, Actinopteri, Perciformes, Serranidae. Gene Ontology annotation, cellular component: cytoplasmic dynein complex; cytoplasm. The record is from RefSeq and is a predicted model, not a curated record. Gene Ontology annotation, molecular function: dynein intermediate chain binding. The coding region runs from base 122 to 484 and encodes 120 amino acids.
AACUACGAAAACAUGUCGCCAUGGUAACGGAUGAAACUGCCUAGAUUAGCUUGUUAGCAACCGUGUAGCCUCUCUAUUUCAAUCUCUCCUGUUUUAACCAGCGUUAUAUUACUGACAUGCGAUGGAGGGGUCCGAUACAUACCUCAUACGACCUAAUCAUCAGUACAAGUUCAAACCAGCCAUUGUGAAGGAGUGUGUCCGUGAAAUUGUGAGGGAGCGACUGUCUGGGAUGCGAUAUGACCCAGAGGAAGUCCCAGAGCUGUCCCGUUCACUUGCAGACAGCAUUAAAGACAAAGUGAAGAAUGCAGGGUUUGAUAGAUACAAGCUUGUCGUGCAGGUGGUCAUUGGAGAACAACGAGGACAAGGAGUCAAGAUGUCUUCGAGGUGUUUGUGGGAUGCUGACACAGACAACUAUGCAGAAGAUGUUUUCAUGAACGACAGCUUGUUUUGUGUGGUGGCAGUUUUCGGAAGCUAUUACUACUGAGGACAAGAGGAUGGAUGACAGAGAGUUCUUUCAGAUGAAGAGAUGUGAGACCAACAUCCAAAUGACACUGCUCACCGUCAGCAAUUUGGGUCCACGGUGAGCUGAGCUGAAGUAACCGUGAAUGUAAUUGCUGCAUCUUGAGAUCAAGACAGACGACAUCCCAUGCAGAAGGGUUGGAUACCUGUGCUGUUACUGUAGUGAUUUUAAAAGGAAGGAUUUCAUCAGGAUUUCCUGACUAGGCAAGAUGAUUAUUGAAGACUGAGGCCUCUUGUGACCAGUUGUUUACUUUGAAGGAUUAAUGGCUUAAAAAUAUCUCUUCUGAUACUUCCCGGUACAUUUUACUGUGCAUAUUUGGACCACACUUUGGUGCUUAACCUAGCACAGUAGCAACAGUAUUUGUCUCAGAUUGUCUGCCAGUACAGUUGAUUACUUUUGGCCAGCUACUAUAAUCAUACAGUAAUUUAGCUGGCUGGAGUCCUUUAAUAUUUAUUCAACAGUUUGAUUUUGACACCACGACAUUGUCAUCUCUCAAAGGAAUACAGAGUCCAUUUGUAUAUCAAUUUGUCAUGCCCUGUUACCUUUAAUUUGUUUUAACAAAUAUCCAAGAAGUGAUGUAGAUUGGUAUUUUGAAUACUGUAACAUUUAAAGUUUUGUUUCAAUAUCAAAUGUCCAAUAUAAUUUGAAAUAG